AAUUUUCCUCUGUGUGUGAAUUAAUAUAAAUGUGUGUUUCGCUAUUCUCUAGCUGUGAUCCAGGCUCUGAGCAUUGUGAGCCUUUCAGAGCUGCCUGUUCAUGUCUAACUUUACUGCCUCUCAGUGUACACCCCCCCACCCUCUCUCUCUCUCUCCCUCUCUCCCCCUCAUGUUUGACAAACUGCCAGCAGCUGUUGCUCAUUUCACAAUGGUCCCGCCCAUAGAGUGCAGAGAGGCUCACCACAGUAGAUGAGAAGCAGAGCUCCGUUUAAGAAGAGAAUUUAAAAGUUUCCAGGAUCUCCUGCUGCUGUUGGGAGAAGCCACUCUGAGCCGGACAGCACCUUCCUCUGCCUCCUCAUGCUCCUGCAGGCAGAGCUGAGGGCACGGCAAGCACACGCAGCCUGUCGACCAGAGUCUCGCACCCUGAGGAGAUGGCACUGCAGAGGAGGCUGCUGAUCGGCGUGGGGAUCAUCAGCUGCCUUCUGUGCAUCUACAUCCUGUGUCUGAACAUGCAGAGGCCCAACUCCUGGGCCAUAGCUCCUCCCAAUAUCUUCCACAUCCUUCCAUCAAGGACAAACAGCUUCCAGGAGCCUCCAGACCGACUAAACUUAACCAAGUGGCACCACCUGCCUGUGACCUCUACCCCACAUCUCACCAGAGUCUCUCAGACUUCAGCUUUAAAGACUCAAAAAGCCACAAAACUGCCAAAAGCCACAUUAGGCAAAAAUCUGUCAAAGUCCAACUCUAUGCCUAAUGGUGGAGACGAAGGCAAAACUCUCGCGACUCAAACUGCUAAAGCACCACGACUGACAGAGCCACCCUUCAUUGGAGACUACUACAUGAGUGAAGAUGUGCCCCCUCGCACAAACUGUUCUGAUGGUAUCCAAAGUCGGGUGAAAAAAUCAGAAUUCAGGGAGAAGUUUCUGGAGCACAUUCCGGUUCUGCAGUGGGCCAAACAUGUGACUCCAAAGCAGCACCAGCGCCUGAGAAAUUAUCCAGGAAGCCAUGGCUGGGGAAACAUUGACUAUGACUCUCUGCUGGGAGCUCUCUCUGUGCUGAACUCCUCCGCUAACCAACAGAUGCUGGACGACUGGGUGUCUCGCAGGAAUAACUCUAAAUGUAGUCGAUGUGCCGUGGUUGGAAACGGAGGAAUACUGAAGGGUUCAAAGAAAGGGAAGGAGAUCGACAGCCAUCACUAUGUCUUCAGAACCAAUGGGGCGAUCAUCAAAGGCUUUGAAGAGGAUGUAGGUUCUCGGACCACCCAUUACACCUUCUCUACCAACACUCUGAUCAACUCGAUGAGGAGCUAUGCUGGUUCUGGAUACAGAGGACCACCAGUGUCUAAGGAAACCAGAUACGUUUUCCUACCGGAUCAUGACCGGGAUUACCUGCUGAUGAAGGCGGCAGCAACGCACACUCUAGUGGAAAGAGGACCUGAACGGGCCAAAGAUCCGACAAAGUACUUUGGAGCAGACGUCUCUGCGAAAAAGUUGAAGAUGUACCACCCAGAUUUUGUCCGUUACCUCAGAAACAGAUUCCUUCGUUCGGGUGCUUUAAAAACCAGAUUCAAGGACAUCUACCGCCCAUCAACAGGCGCUACAAUGCUGCUGGCUGCACUGCACACCUGUGACCAGGUGAGCGCGUAUGGCUUCAUGACACCGGACUAUAAGAACUAUUCGGACCACUACUUCGACAGCACAUACCACCCUGUGGGUUUCUACGUCAACCAUGACCUGCGCAUGGAGAUGAUGCUGUGGCAGCAGCUGCACAAAGCAGGACUCAUACAGCUGUACAUGCACAAGGAAUUCAACAAAGACCAGAAAUGAUGUCACUCUUCCUCCUUCACUUAAGUUACAAGGAGACGGGAUGUGCAGGACUUCACCAAAGUGCCUCAGAACUGAACAAAACCAGAGGGGACAUAUUUUCCUUUCAUAAAGGCAUGGUUCCUUUUGUUUUUAAAAGGCACCAGCAUCACCGUCACGGUAGAGAUUUGUUUAAAGAAGCAACUCUUGAAGAUAAGAAAAUCUUGUUUUGGGCGUUGGAGGGUCAAAUUGUGUUUAGAUACACAAAUAAAAAAAAUUAGGAUUGAUGACUGGAUGAAUCUCAUUAGAUGUGACCCCCAAAUUUUGGUUUGCUUCAAAGUUUUCAUUAAGUUUAGAUGAAAAAAGUAUUCCUGGUGGGAAUUGUUUAGUUUUUGUUUCCUCUGAGGGGCUAAAGCUGAAGCAUAACGUGUCAAAUGUUACUGAAAGGGCUUUUUCAACCAAAAUCUUUAUUCCAAGACACUGUUCUGAAAAGGGAUGAGACUGCAACUGAGUUUACUUGAUUAAAAUGUUUCUGCACUUGCCUUUGACAGGCUGAGCUCUGCUGGCAGCAGCUAAUGUCCUUCUGUUCUUUACUUUUCUGUGGGAGAAAAUCUAACUAUUUAAUAUGUGAAUGUGGAAGGAUUUGUAUGUAAGUGACCUUGUCGCUCCACUUGUAUUUUUUAUUUAAGUUGCAGUUUUAUUUUUGGACCACUUUAAGUGCCUUUAUCAUAUUUUGGCAUCUUUAGAAUUUUAAUUUGACUAAAACUUAAUUUUUUUGUUCAUUCAGAUCAUAUGUAUUCAUCUCAGAGUUGCAACAAUGCCAAACUGUUAUUCAGGAUGUGACAUCAUCCAGUAUGGGAAGGAUAAGCAGUGACGAUUAGUUUUGUUUUCUAACCAGACAUGCUUUAAAAAUGAGAUGUUGGAAGAAAAACUAAGGAAGCACGGAGGGUUUUUGUUUCAAAUGAGUUUCUGGUUGAGUUCGUUCAUAUUGAGAAAUGAUUUUCUAAACUGCUCAAAGGGAACCUUUCACUAUGCAAUUCCUCAAUUUUUUUAAUUCGGUUUCUAUGAAAAUGAAUGAAUAUGUACGUCAUCCUGUAACUUUGCACUAAUUUCACAAAUUCACAAACUUGCUGGGAAGGAACAUGUGGAAAAAAUAAAUUCUUGCUCAAAUAAUAUCCAA
Messenger RNA from Nothobranchius furzeri (turquoise killifish), 2982 nucleotides. RefSeq names its product ST6 (alpha-N-acetyl-neuraminyl-2,3-beta-galactosyl-1,3)-N-acetylgalactosaminide alpha-2,6-sialyltransferase (gene st6galnac). The record is from RefSeq and is a predicted model, not a curated record. Gene Ontology annotation, molecular function: sialyltransferase activity. Lineage: Eukaryota; Metazoa; Chordata; Actinopteri; Cyprinodontiformes; Nothobranchiidae.